Molecule: messenger RNA, 559 nt
Organism: Onychomys torridus (southern grasshopper mouse)
Lineage: Eukaryota; Metazoa; Chordata; Mammalia; Rodentia; Cricetidae
Product: cadherin-related family member 2-like
Exons: 6
Coding region: 1-558 (185 amino acids)
Source: RefSeq, a predicted model, not a curated record
AUGAGUGAAGACCACUUGGAGGAGAGACUGACCGGCUUCCUCAGCUCCCAGGAGAUCCAGGAGUCUGACCAGCCAAAACUCCUCACCAGUGUCAUCAUAGGACUGGUAGUGGCCUUGCUGCUGGUCCUCGUGAUUCUGACCACGGCCCUCCUGUGUGUGCGGAAGAGCUACCACCGGAAGCUUAGAGCUAUAAAGGCUGGCAAGGAGGCCCGGAAGUCGCCAACACAAGUAAUGACUUCAGCUGUUGCUAUCCCUGGGACUAACAUGUACAACACUGAGCGAGCCAACCCCAUGCUGGACCUCUACACCAAUGAUCUGGAAUUGGAGAAUCUUUCCUCCAGUGACCUGGACUAUGUCAGCCUCAACUCCCUAGAUAAAAACGCUGUGGACUUGGACACAGACAGUAAGGAAACCAAGAAGCCGCUUCCACACAACUCACCUGAACUGGACCCAGAGCCCCUGAGUGUAGUGCUCGCCGGAAGGCAGGUGGGCACAAGUGGACAUCAGCAGAGGGAUCUGUCCUUCACCAACCCUAGCCUGGACACCACAGACCUGUGAC